Molecule: messenger RNA, 9438 nt
Organism: Eptesicus fuscus (big brown bat)
Lineage: Eukaryota; Metazoa; Chordata; Mammalia; Chiroptera; Vespertilionidae
Gene: MICAL3
Product: microtubule associated monooxygenase, calponin and LIM domain containing 3
Exons: 34
Coding region: 277-6414 (2045 amino acids)
Molecular function (GO): protein binding; FAD binding
Source: RefSeq, a predicted model, not a curated record
CCAGCCGGCAGCCUCGCCGCGGUCUGGGCUGCCCGCUCCGGGCUGCGGCCUGCGCCGGGUGCUGCUGAGCUGCUAGGCAGCGGCCAGGGCCGGCCGGGGGUCGCUGGCGCCAGGUGAACACAGCGGCAUGAGGCGGAGGUGAGGACCGGCUCACCCCGAGCUCGGGGUUUCCGCGGACGACGGCGGGCGGCCCGGAGCAGAUUAAUCUGACAGUGUCAAGUGGAUCAACCGCCAUCCCACUGCCCCCUUUGUCUGGUGUGCUUAGAGUGGGGAAGCAUGGAGGAGAGUAAGAAUGAGACAAUGAAUCAAGCACACACCCUCUUUGACCAGUUUGUGCAGGCUACCACCUGCAAGGGGACUCUUAAGGCCUUCCAAGAGCUCUGUGAUCACCUGGAACUGAAGCCUAAGGACUAUCGCUCCUUUUAUCACAAGCUCAAGUCCAAGCUCAACUACUGGAAAGCCAAAGCCCUCUGGGCAAAGCUGGACAAACGGGGCAGCCACAAAGACUACAAAAAGGGAAAAGCAUGUACUAACACCAAGUGUCUCAUCAUUGGAGCUGGCCCCUGUGGUCUCCGCACAGCCAUCGACUUAUCCUUACUGGGAGCUAAGGUAGUUGUUAUUGAGAAACGAGAUGCCUUCUCCCGCAACAAUGUCUUGCAUCUCUGGCCGUUCACCAUACAUGAUCUGCGAGGUUUGGGUGCCAAGAAAUUCUAUGGCAAGUUCUGUGCUGGAGCCAUUGACCAUAUCAGUAUCCGUCAGCUUCAACUAAUACUUUUGAAAGUAGCAUUGAUCCUAGGAAUUGAAAUUCAUGUCAAUGUAGAAUUCCAAGGACUCGUACACCCUCCUGAGGACCAAGAAAAUGAACGGAUAGGUUGGCGGGCACUGGUGCACCCUAAAACCCAUCCUGUGUCAGAAUAUGAAUUUGAAGUGAUCAUUGGAGGGGAUGGCCGUAGGAACACCUUGGAAGGAUUUCGUCGGAAAGAAUUUAGAGGCAAACUGGCCAUUGCCAUUACAGCAAAUUUUAUCAACCGAAAUACAACAGCAGAAGCCAAAGUGGAAGAGAUCAGUGGAGUGGCUUUCAUAUUUAACCAAAAAUUUUUCCAGGAGCUCAGGGAAGCUACAGGUAUCGAUUUGGAGAACAUCGUCUACUACAAAGAUGACACACACUAUUUUGUUAUGACAGCCAAAAAGCAGAGCCUACUGGACAAAGGGGUGAUACUGCAUGACUAUGCCGACACAGAGCUCUUGCUUUCCCGGGAGAAUGUGGACCAAGAGGCUCUGCUGAACUAUGCCAGGGAAGCAGCAGACUUCUCCACCCAGCAGCAGCUACCAUCUCUGGAUUUUGCCAUCAAUCACUAUGGGCAGCCCGAUGUGGCCAUGUUCGACUUCACUUGUAUGUAUGCCUCUGAGAAUGCUGCCUUGGUGCGAGAGCAGAAUGGACACCAGUUACUAGUGGCUCUGGUUGGGGACAGCCUCCUGGAGCCUUUCUGGCCAAUGGGAACAGGAAUUGCCCGGGGCUUUCUAGCUGCUAUGGACUCCGCCUGGAUGGUACGAAGUUGGUCUCUAGGAACAAGUCCCUUAGAAGUCCUGGCAGAGAGGGAAAGCAUUUAUAGGUUGCUGCCUCAGACAACCCCCGAGAAUGUGAGUAAAAACUUCAGCCAAUACAGCAUAGACCCUGUCACCAGAUAUCCCAAUAUUAACAUCAACUUUCUCCGGCCAACCCAGGUGCGCCAUUUAUAUGAUACCGGAGAAACAGAAGACAUUCAUUUGGAAAUGGAGAACCUGGUGAAUUCCCAAACUGCCCCAAAGCUGACUCGCAAUGAGUCUGUACCUCGUUCAAGCAAACUGCUUGGUUGGUGCCAAAGGCAGACAGAUGGCUACACAGGGGUCAGUGUGACAGAUCUCACUAUGUCUUGGAAAAGUGGCCUGGCCCUAUGUGCAAUUAUCCAUAGAUACCGCCCUGAUCUGAUAGAUUUUGAUUCUUUGGAUGAACAAAAUGUGGAGAAGAAUAACCAACUGGCCUUUGAUAUUGCUGAAAAGGAACUGGGCAUUUCUCCCAUCAUGACAGGCAAAGAGAUGGCCUCGGUGGGGGAGCCUGACAAGCUGUCCAUGGUGAUGUACCUGACCCAGUUCUACGAGAUGUUCAAAGACUCGCUCCCCUCCAGCGAUGCCUUGGACCUGAGCGCUGAAGAGAAAGCAGUCCUGAUAGCCAGCACCAAAUCUCCUAUCUCCUUCCUCAGCAAGCUUGGGCAGACCAUCUCUCGGAAGCGUUCUCCCAAGGAUAAGAAGGAAAAGGACUUGGAUGGUGCUGGAAAGAGGAGAAAGACCAGUCAAUCAGAAGAGGAGGAAGUGCCCCGUGUGUGCAGAGGAAGAGCCACAUUAGUGAGCACUCUGCCUGACAGGAGGACUGAUGUCACACUCAGCAACCAGAACAAAGUAAAGUACAUGGCAACCCAGCUGCUGGCCAAGUUUGAAGAGAAUGCACCUCCACAGUCCACUGGCAUAAGGAGACAGCCAACACAAGAGCGUGGGGUCAGCCAGCCGUCCUACUGCCUACCUGAGCAGGGUCUCCCUGCUCCCACCCCACAGUGGAAACAGGGCUCAGUAAAGAAGGAGUUUCCACAGAACUUGGGAGGCAGCGACACGUGCUAUUUUUGCCAGAAGCGGGUCUACGUGAUGGAGAGACUGAGUGCCGAGGGCAAGUUCUUCCAUCGGAGCUGCUUCAAAUGCGAGUACUGUGCCACCACUCUGCGCCUCUCGGCCUAUGCCUAUGACAUCGAGGACGGUAAAUUCUACUGCAAACCACACUACUGUUACCGACUCUCCAGCUCUGCACAGAGGAAGAGACCAGCAGUGACUCCUCUGUCUGGAAAGGACGCCAGAGUACCCCUGCAGCAUGGCCCCAUUGCAGACGCAAAUGGAUCGGCCAGUACCGUCACCAACCCUGCUGAUAGAACUCCAGGUUCAGGUGUGGAUGGCCUGGAGGAGCCCAGCAUUGCCAAGAGACUGAGGGGCACCCCUGAGAGGAUUGAGCUAGAGAACUACCGCCUGUCGGUGGAGCCGGCAGAGGAGCUGCAGGAGGUGCCUGAGGAGACACAGGCCGAGCACAACCUGACCAGCGCGCUGGACAAGGGCCUGGAGGAGGACGUGGCCAGCAGCAGUUCUGAGUCUGAGAUGGAGGAGGAGGAGGAGGAGGAGCCUCCACUGCCUACCUCGGACCUGGGUGGCGUUCCUUGGAAGGAAGCUGUGAGGAUCCAUGCUCUUUUAAAGGGAAAGAGUGAAGAGGAACUGGAUGCCUUGAAGAGCUACGAGCCUAACAAUGACAAUGAGGAGGAGGACUACGACGAGGAGGAGGGAGAGGAAGACUCUGACGAGGAAGAGGAGGAGUCUAGUGAAGCUGGGAGCCAGAGGCUACAGCAGAUCAUAAAUGCAACCGAUCCCUUGGAAAUCCAGGCUGAUGUGCACUGGACACAUGUUCGUGAGAAAGAGGAGGAGGAGCGAAUGGUACCAACCUCUGAGCCCUCCACUUCCAGAGUGCCUGACCUUCCCUCCAUACGCCGUGCAGCAGUUCAGGCCUGGCUGGAGACAGUGUCCGGAGCCCCGUUUGGUGAGGAUGGCCUGGAGGAAGAUGUGGAUUCAGAGCCAGCAGAGAACGGGGACACGGGGGACACUGGUGCUGAGCUGGAUGAUGAUCAGCACUGGUCUGACGACAUCCCAUCAGAUGCGGAAAUAGAGUUUUGCAGGCAGCACCAAGAGGUGGUAGAAGCGGAGCUGGAGCUGAACGUCUCAGAAAACCAGGACGAACGACCCCCUGCCACUCUACAGCAUAACAAGAGAGGUCCCUCCCAAGUCUCCAGUCCUACCUGGUCCCCUUCAGAACAAGCUGUUCUGUUCUCUCCUGCCCACAGCCCCGUGGGAGAGGGGGCCCGGAUUCCACUCCCCUCUGAGGCUACCAAGGUGAAAUUGCCCAAGGAGCACCUUUUCCCAGAGCUUUUGGUUUCCAAAGCAAAGUUCAAAGCAGAAGUUCCCACUGAUCAGAAAGCGGUGCACUCUCCCAUCCAGUCCCAGCCAGCAGCUCUGCUGGAAGCCAGGACACAUACCUCUCCAGUUAGUUCACAGGGCCUGUCCCCAUUGGCCACUUCCACCAUCACCCCCACUCAGCUCCCCAUUUGCUCCCAGCCUAAACCUUCCUGUGAGGCCACCAUUCCAUCCUCCACCAAGUCCCCCAUAUGCUUCCAGCCUGUUCCAGUGAAAACAUCCACUCCCUUCACCCCCCUCCACAUGAAGAACCAAGGGGAUGCCAAGGACAGACUGGGCAGCCCUCUUGCUAUGGACGAGGCCCUGAAGCCAAACGACUUGGUGGCCGAGUUCUGGAUGAAGAGCGCGGAAAUUCGCCGCAGCCUUGGGCUCACACCCGUGGAUCGGAGCAAGGGGCCCAAGCACAGCUUCCCCUCACCUGCCUUUAAGCCCUUGUCCCUAAAAUCCUAUUCAGUUGAGAAGUCUCCUCAGGAUGAGGGGCUCCAUCUUCUAAAACCUCCACCUAGGAGACUGGCAAAGUCAGAUAGUGACCAGCCCUCUCUGCCAACCCCCAAGUCCCCGUCUGACAGAGAACUAAACAGCUCUCACGAGGAGCGAAGAGACCUAUCCAACAGUUCUGGGCUGGGACUUCAUGGGAGCUCCUCCAACAUGAAGACCUUGGGCAGCCAGAGCUUCAAUACCUCAGACUCCACCAUGCUCACUCCACCCUCAAGCCCGCCUCCACCCCCACCCCAGGAUGAGGAGCCCGCAACUCUUCGAAGGAAGCCAUCUCAGCUAUAUGGGCAGGAAACCAAACCCAAGGCCUCCGUAAUCCCACCCCCCCCACCUGCCACCUUUAUGCGGCCCCCCCGGGAGCCUGCCCAGCUGCCCCGGGAGGAGGUACGGAAGUCAUUUGUAGAGAGUGUAGCUGAGAUCCCCUUUGCUGAUGACGUGGAGGAUACAUAUGAUGACAAGACCGAGGACUCAGAUCUGCAGGAGAAGUUCUUCACGCCCCCUUCCUGCUGGCCCCUCUCUGACAAGCUCCUCCCCCCACCCCUAGCCACGGAGAAUGUCAGGUUGCUUACUCUCGAGAGCAGGGUCCAACUGCAGAAGAGGGGGCUACCUGUCGUCUCUCCAGAAGCCAAGGAGCUAGCUGAGGAGCGCAUGCGAGCCAGAGAGAAGUCUAUAAAGAGCCAGGUGUUGAGAGACGCCAUGGCCAAACAGCUGAGUCGGAUGAAGGAGAUGGAAAUUGGGGCUGAGACCUUCAGGCCCCCAGGAGGCACCUGCCACAAAGCCUCCUCAAUGCCCUCUAAAGGCAAAGCCCUUGGCCUUAAAUCGCCUAAACACCCGGUGCACAAAGGCCCUGAGCAGCCCACCUUGAAACACAAAACCACUAGUGAAGAAUUCCUCUCCCCCACAUUGGACUCUGGGGCCCCAGAUGGUUCAGUCACUUCAUCCGAGGGCUCUAGCGGGAAGAGCAAGAAGAGAUCGUCACUCUUCUCCCCCCGUAGAAACAAGGAGAGAAAAUCUAAAGGUGAGGGCCGGCCCCUGGAGAAACACAGCCCAGAUCUCCUGGAGGAAGCAGCUGCCAAGCCCAGGUCCUUGUGGAAGUCGGUCUUCUCAGGGUAUAAGAAGGACAAGAAGAAGAAGGGUGACAACAAGUCCUGUUCCAGCACCCCUUCCAGUGGUGCCACUGUGGACUCUAGCAAGCACAGGAUGUCUCCAAUAGUGAGAGCAGAGCUGCAGCUGCGGGACCAGCUGAGUUUCUCCGAGGACUCUGACCUCUCCAGCGACGACAUCCUCGAGAAAGUCUCCCAGAAGUCCAAGCGAGAGCCAAGAACUUACACAGAGGAGGAACUGAAUGCCAAGCUGACCCGGCGUGUGCAGAAGGCAGCUCGGAGACAGGCCAAGCAAGAGGAACUUAAGCGGCUGCACCGAGCCCAGAUCAUCCAGCGGCAGCUGGAGCAGGUGGAGGAGAGGCAGCGACAGCUGGAGGAGAGAGGUGUUGCUGUGGAGAAGGCGCUCCGUGGGGAAGCAGGCAUGGGCAAGAAGGACGACCCCAAGCUGAUGCAGGAGUGGUUCAGGCUGGUGCAAGAGAAGAAUGCCAUGGUGCGCUAUGAGUCGGAGCUGAUGAUCUUCGCCCGGGAGCUGGAACUGGAAGACCGGCAGAGCCGACUGCAGCAGGAACUGCGGGAGCGAAUGGCAAUGGAAGAUCACCUUAAGACCGAAGAGGAGUUGUCAGAGGAGAAGAAGAUCCUGAAUGAGAUGCUGGAGGUGGUGGAGCAGAGAGAUGCCCUUGUGGCCUUGCUAGAGGAACAGCGCCUCCGAGAGAAAGAGGAAGACAAGGACUUGGAGGCUGUCAUGCUGUCAAAGGGCUUCAGCCUCAACUGGUCCUGAGCUCCCACCAUGCUCUGCUCGCUGGCCUGUGGAACCCGCCUGACCUAACUGGGCUCUUCUACACCACCUAGACCCAAGCUCGGAGAAGGCCCAGCAGCUCCUGGGAGUUUGCACUCCAAUGUCCGCGCCUCUUAGAAAGCAGAUCAAGUGUCUGUGCUGUGGGGAAUCCCAAGUGAAGAGGAGUAUCUGAGGCGGCUCUGCCUCCUCGAAUAGACUCACCCUGACUUCCCGAUCCAAGGAGUGAAGGCCAUGGAGUGCAGAGGAUUAAUGUGGGGAAAAGACAGUUCCCCAGGAAUGCGCAGUGACAGCGCCCCUCCUUGAGCAGGCACGUGUGAUGAGAGAAGGGAGCUGCUCCCCCGCUGCCAAAACCACAGCCACCAGAGUGCACCCCACGGAGAGGGAGGGGCAGCUGUCUUCUUCACGCUCCCUGAAGCGCCCCAAAGACACAGGCGCGUCCCGGGAAGCCACCUGUGAACUGAGUGAGAGGGCGUGGCCGGUCAGGGUGAUGCCUAUCCUGCGUCACCUGGACGCCGAGGGGACCCCAGCUCCUGAGUUCAUUAUACAAGUAAGGAGGAUAUAGGAGGAGUCUGCUCCCCAGCCCCACACCACACACUGGACUCCACAUGGCCAAAUGCCCCGGGCCUCCCUCUGACUAUGGCCUGAGGGUUGUGUAUUGCUGCAUUUUGCUUUUAAUUCACAACCAUUUUAACACUGGAAAAUACUGACUUUGGGAGAUGGGUGAGGCUCUACAUUUCAAGCCCCAGUCACUGUUCAGUACUUCAGUUGGGGCAGAAGUGAUCCUCCUUGGUGUUUUUCCUGCAUUUGCACAUUGAAAUGAAGCUGACAAUCUAGCAAGACACUCAGCCACUUCAGACUCCUUUUUUCAAUUAACUUAUUUUUUUAAUACUUGAAAAAAAAUUCAUUUUUAUAUCUUUACUAAAGACACUGAUCACCUGGCACCUGGUGUGGAAGUGACAGAGGUAGCCAUGCCAGCCUGCCUGCAUUCUUGCUACAUCCAUCUAUUUAUUAGCGCACCUUCUUUAUAGAGUUACUGACCCCACUGACAUCAGAAAGCAGCGAGUCCCUCAUGGGGUCCCCCCACUCACAGCUCUUCUGUCCCCUCCUAUACUGUUUCUGGAUCUUCCUCCUCCUCCACCUGGUACCCUGUUCUCUGGCGCCAAACUUUAUGUCUCCACCACCUACUUGUCAAAGAGACAUGUCAGCACUGUUUGAAGCCAGACCAGCAGGCACAGAUGCCACUUGUCUCUCCCUGUGGGAAUAUUGGCUCUGCAGAACCCGUUUUUUCUCAGUGUUGGUACCAGGGGUUUUUAACCUCCCGUAACACAUUUAUUACAGGAAGUUGGGAGUGGGCCCUCUUCUAGGCUGGCUGAGACAGUGCCUGGUAGGACCUUGUAUCCAUCUGAUUAGGAUCCCCUCAGCCCAGCCUCAAACCCAACCGGAUAGACGUGCACAGGUGGGGUCUUAGGUAUUGGGGUGUAGGUUGGUCUCUCCAAACUAGUAACAGCUCCAGCCCAGACCUCCACAGUUCCCGGAUCUUCAGGUGGCGGGCAAGGGAUGAUAAAGCACCAUGUAACUAGCUCCAUGAGCCAAACGGCUUAUUUCUUUCAGCUCAGCCACGGUCUGAGGAAACCUGGUGGGUCACCACAUGUCCACCCGCAGAAUUAGCUCAUGGUGAGCCCAGGAGUGGGCCCGCCAGUGCCAGGCCAGCCUGGGAGGGGGUUCUAGCCACUCCUGUGUGGAGGGGCCCAGGGAGAGAGAACGGAGGCGUGGCAGCUCUUCAGGCCACCGAGGGCAGACAGAUUGGGCAUCCGUGCUGGCCUGGGAACUUCCAUGGGAAACCACACUGUGCCUCAACUUGAACAUUCGUUCUCACUACAAAGGAGCAAAGAACCUGUCUUCUUCUUCACUUUGUCCCGAAGCGGCCAUCUCCUCCUGUGGAAACCCAGGAGUAGGUUGCUGACGGCCACCACAGCUCUGACUUCUUCACUUCUUGUUUUCAGAUGAGGCAGGCAGAGUCUCUGUUUUAAUUCUCUUUUCUUAAAAGGGGGAGAGAAGGGUAUUCUAGAGUCCAUCUUUAAACCCCAACUUCCAAUAAAAUUGAACUUGGGUCAGGACCUUUAUCGCCUUUGUGGCCUUUUCCCUAACCCUCCACCUCUCAAAGGCCACCAUACCUGACCAUGCCCCAGGAGAGCUGCCUCCCUCCAUUGUAGCUCCUGCUAACUCCAGGACAAGGAAGCAGUUUAGGAAGUGGCUGGGAGGGAUGUGGCCAUAGUGAUCCUCUCUAAGUGGCUCAAUGUAGCAGGGGCAUGAGAUGUUACUGCCUGCCUCUUGCUGCCAGCCAAUACUGCGUCCUUCCAAAGUGCACACUACUUCCUUCAGUUGCUAGAAAGGGACUGAAGACUUUGCAGAGAAGCUUUAAAAAUCCACAAGCCUGUGAAAUGUUCCCCUGCACAGCACUCCCAACAGUACUUUUUUCAAAGCUUCCAUUUUAUAAUCACUGGUUUGCAGUUUAUUCAGUACCUGGUGACAUGCUGCAUGAAAUGUUUUCCAACUCUGGAAAUGCAUGCAGCCCCAGGCAGGUUUUUCUUCUCAAGAGUUAAGUCCCCUUGAUGGCAGGGGGAACAGGAUAUAUAUUCAUCUGAAAAACCUGAGGUUGGGUGAGCCCCAAACACCAGGCCACACACAGUGGGCUCCAAGCUCAGCGCCACCUAGGGCAGCAGCAGGCACUACCACCCGAGUCAGUCACUGUGGUGGGGCUGGCCAACAGGAAUGGGAGGUUCUAACCCUGCUCAGAUGGCGUAUUUGAGCCUUCGCCCUCAGGAGUUAAUUCUCCAGCUUCUUUUGACCAGCAAAGAUAGAUUAUUCUUUAUCCCUUCCAAAAGAAGACAUUUUCAGUCAGGCAGGAAGUGGAAAGAAUUUAAAGAAAAAAAUUCCUAAAGUGGUAACAACUGAGCUACAAAGGGGAAUGGGCCAUUUUAUGCACAAUAAAAGUUUUAAAAGGAA